Molecule: messenger RNA, 1461 nt
Organism: Bactrocera dorsalis (oriental fruit fly)
Lineage: Eukaryota; Metazoa; Arthropoda; Insecta; Diptera; Tephritidae
Product: androgen-induced gene 1 protein
Exons: 4
Coding region: 454-1197 (247 amino acids)
Cellular component (GO): endomembrane system; membrane
Source: RefSeq, a predicted model, not a curated record
UAGAAUCGUGUGGAUGUAUCAGUUGAGCGCGCGCCAACGAAACGUUAUUGAGCAACAGUAAACAGUAAAUCUGUGUUUUUAUUCAAAACAAAAACAAAAACAAAAAAGUAAGCAGCAGAGAACGUGAGUUUGGUACACCGAUGUCGGUUAAAUCGCGACGCGACGCGACAAUAAUAGUCAAGAAGAGGAGCAAUCCAAAAGAUAGUUCACCUUGUGACCCUAAAUUUAUCAUAUUUCAAAUUAACUGCGAACGUGCGCGCAUGAACAGGAAUCAUAUUAAAAAUUAAUAUAUUUUGAAAACGAAAAAGAAAGACAUACGAAAUCGCUUAGCUACCUGCAUUGUUGUGAUAUAACGGUUGUUACUCGACGAAGUGGCUGUGCAGAACUCAAGUGUUUGUGCAUCUUUGCUAUUACCGCUUGAAAUAUAGAAAACCCGCAAUAGUCGUUGACAAAAUGACGAAGGUUGAACUGUACAAAUCGCGUGUGUUCGUCACCAUAAUACAUCUGUUUGCGCUCGGUCAAUUUGCGUAUGGCCUCUUCUAUAAUAAAUUUGAGAUACAGCGCAGCGCAAAGCUGGAAACGUCGCCAAGCCGGCGUUUAGUACCGGAAGGCUUUGGACAGAAAGUGAAGUUUUUCACUUAUUGGAGUUUGAUCAUUCAAACAAUAUACUAUGUUAUAUCCCUAAUAAAUGAUUUUGUGGGAACCAACGAAGUGGCGCCAAAACGUACACCCACCAUACGCAAAGUCAAGGACUACCUAAUGUCAGCUUUGGCCUUCCCAGUGGCGUUGAAUGUUGGCGUCACAUUUUGGACACUGUAUGCCAUUGACCGCGAAUUAGUCUUACCACGUGUGUUGGAUCCAGUGUUUCCAAGUUGGCUAAAUCAUGUUAUGCACACCAAUAUCGUAGUAUUUAUGGUACUGGAACUUUUCACUUCAUUCCGCGCCUAUCCGAAACGCAGUAAGGGCUUAGCCGGCCUCUCAGCAUUCAUCGUCUGCUAUCUCAUUUGGAUACAUGUUGUCAAGCAUUAUUCGGGCUUUUGGGUCUAUCCGGUACUUGAGGUGCUGCAGCUACCGCAACGCAUUAUCUUCUUUGCUGCUAUAGUCGCAUUUACAUUAUGUUUGUAUCUGUUUGGCGAAUUUAUGAAUAACAUAGUUUGGGAAAAGGAACUGAAGCUGGCGCAACGCAAAGUCAAAUAAAUAACCCUUGAACGCGAAUAUUUCUUAAAAUAUUUUAUUUGAACGCUUUGAACCGAUUUGAGCUGCCAUAUCUACACAUGAGCAGUCGUGAAACAACUGGAGUAGAGAAAAUCCAUUUAGAAAAUAUAAACAAAACAAAUUUCUUAUGAUAUUUAAAACUUAAAGCUUUGCAUGAAUAUUUCUAAAAAUGUAUUUAGUAUAUGCUGGUUUGUAUAUGACCAAAAAACAAUUCUUACCAAAAUAAAUUAUAAUGUAUGUAGUCAA